Molecule: messenger RNA, 1026 nt
Organism: Gymnogyps californianus (California condor)
Lineage: Eukaryota; Metazoa; Chordata; Aves; Accipitriformes; Cathartidae
Product: olfactory receptor 51G2-like
Exons: 2
Coding region: 1-966 (321 amino acids)
Biological process (GO): G protein-coupled receptor signaling pathway
Cellular component (GO): membrane
Molecular function (GO): G protein-coupled receptor activity; olfactory receptor activity
Source: RefSeq, a predicted model, not a curated record
AUGGAUUUGUCUAAUAGUUUUUUGAACUUAUCCUUCUAUCAGCCUUCAGCUUUCCUCAUGAUGGGCAUCCCAGGCCUGGAAGCCCUUCACCACUGGAUCUCCAUCCCUUUCUGUGCACUGUACCUUAUUGCUCUCUUGGGAAACUGCAUGAUCCUAUUCAUCAUAAAGAAGACCCAAAGUCUUCACGAACCAAUGUACUACUUCCUCUCCAUGCUGGCAGUCACUGACCUGGGCUUGGUUCUAUGUACACUGCCUACUACUCUGGGCAUUUUUUGGUUUAAUAUGCGAAGGAUUGGGUUUGAUGCUUGCCUCACUCAGAUGUAUUUCAUCCACAUACUGUCCUUCAUUGAAUCCUCUGUGCUCCUGGCAAUGGCAUUUGACCGCUUCAUUGCCAUCUCCCAUCCACUGAGACACCCAUCCAUACUGACCAAGACGACUGUCAUAAAAAUAGGUCUGGCAAUUAUAUUGAGAGGCAUGAUCUCCCUCCUUCCCAUACCCUUCUUGCUCAAGAGACUAACCUAUUGCGGGAAGACUGAGCUUUCUCAUUCUUUUUGCUUCCAUCCUGAUAUCAUGAACCUAGCAUGUGCAGAUAUAAAAGUCAAUGUCUUCUACGGUAUGAUUAUCCUCUUAUCAACGGUGGGGAUGGACUUCAUCUUCAUUGUGCUGUCCUACAUCCUGAUCAUUAAAACUGUUAUCAGCCUUGCAACCAAGGAGGAGUGUCUCAAGGCUCUGAAUACAUGUGUGUCCCACAUCUGUGCUGUUCUAGUGUUCUUCAUCCCAAUGAUCGGACUGUCCAUGAUCCAUCGCUUUGGAAAGAACGUUCCUCCUCUGGUUAACACUUUGGUGGCCUACACCUACCUUAUAAUUCCCCCCGCUCUCAACCCCAUUAUCUACAGCAUAAAAUCCAGCCACAUCCGUGAGGCUUUGCUCAGGGCACUGCGGAGGAAGAGUGAAUCUGACUGGUAGCUUCCUCCACCAGUUCUGCCAGAAAGUGCUAGUGGACUGGUUUCUUGGUCAGAGCUAGUG